Molecule: messenger RNA, 6190 nt
Organism: Haplochromis burtoni (Burton's mouthbrooder)
Lineage: Eukaryota; Metazoa; Chordata; Actinopteri; Cichliformes; Cichlidae
Product: interferon-induced very large GTPase 1
Exons: 6
Coding region: 168-5402 (1744 amino acids)
Molecular function (GO): protein binding; GTP binding
Source: RefSeq, a predicted model, not a curated record
GAAUUUGCUAAGGGAUAAUAGUUAGGCUGCAUUCCUGCCCAGUGCUACUGGUGAUGUUUGACAGGGAUCAACUCCAAGACGAAAGAACUGCACUUUUCUGAUUUUUGGACAUGAAAAUUUUUCUGUCAAAGUGAGACUACCUUUGAACAAACUGGAACACAUGUGGGAUGACUGACAGUCGAUUCACAAUGAAUGAUUCAGAGGAGGAAGAGGAGUUCCAUGAUGCAGUGGAUACCUUCGUUGAGCCGGAAGAAGAUUAUCUGAUAUCAUCACACUCUGACCAUAAUCCUCCAAGAGGAGAAUUAACUGCUCUCCAUGCUGGCAGUGAGGCUGUUCCUCUAGGCAUGACACCUAUUGGAGAAGACUGUUUGACUGUAGCCAUUCAGCAACUAAAUCUGGGGACAGUGCAUGUAAGGGUAGCAGAGAACGGAGAGGAAGUCCCAGCAGCUUCUGUCUUUACAGAGCCCAGCCCUCCUAUCCAGAUUAUUGCAAAUGAGGUAUGCAGUGAUUCGGUGUCUCUGCAGUGGGACACUCCUGAUGGUGAAGUAGUGAGCUACACUGUGACUUGUUGCAGCGAGGGGAAAACUGUGCAAGAGCUAGCAACAGACACAAACAGUCUGACCUUCAGCUGCCUGAAGCCAGGGGUGUGUUACUCCUUCCAUGUAUCUGCACAGCUUAAAAAUGGAACACAAACCAAGCAAACAGUAACAUCUGUUAAAACAAAAACACAGUUUGAGAGCUUAUUGAAGGAUCUUGGCUUGGACCAGCACUACACCGUGAAGUUGUCACUCAGCAAAAUACUUGAAAUUGAUGAGAAGACCAUCACUGAUCUACCUGCCAAGUGUGAAACAGAUCUUCCAUGGUACUUUUUAAAGAAACUGAUGAUGGGUAAUGUGACAGCUAGGAAUGUGAAAUAUAUACCUGUUUGUGACUCAAACUGUGACGAUCAAUUAGGGAGUACAAAGUUAGAUCUUAAAAAUAUAGUCCAUAGCCCAAAGACAGGUGUUAUGUUAAAUCCACUCGAUAUAAUCACUGCUCUCUUUCUGUGUUCUGAUGGUUUUCUACAGCAGGAAAUGUCACUAAAAAUGUCCAUGUGUCAGUUCUCUGUUCCUCUGCUGCUUUCUAAUCAUGACAUGAAACAGUGCACACUCAUGCUGUGGGCCAUGAGAGACAUUGUUAAAAAGUACAGACCUCAGUCUCUGUCAGAGUCCAAGGGCUUCAUUGAAGACAGAAUCGUUCUCUCUGAACUUCCAAUGAUCUCUUUUGUCAGACUGGGUGAGUGCUCCUUGUCCAAGUCAGAGAUUCUCAAUAAACUUCUGAGCAAUUCUCAGCAGUACCAUGACACCUUUGUUCAUCGCAACAUGGAGUGUGGUGACAGUCCAAGAAGAAUAUCCAACGGACUGACUGAAAUUACUUGGUAUCUUCCUUGUGGAAACACAAACAUUGAUAUUUUCAGUCAGCCAGUGGCUGUAGCUAACCUUCGUGGGGACAUUGCUUCAUUUGAAACACAAUACUCCUUUCUGUGCCAGACAUCUGCAGCAGUUUUUGUGUUCUUUGACCAUUUGGACUCUGAGUGCAGUCUACUUACUAACCAACACCACAAGGCACAGAUCUUCUUGGUAGGUAACUAUGAGAGCCAGAGCUUCAGUUUAGAUACUUUAGAAACAGUAGCAACAAUGUUGGGCUUGACUAACAACAACAUCAUUAUUAAGACAAAACAAAAAAAUUAUGCCGAUUUUGUCAAAGGCUUGAGGAAAACAAUCAGUGAUGUAGUUGAGAACUCACAGAUAAAGAUGCAAACAGAGCAGAUGGCAGAAAUUGCCCAUGAACUGGGAAUCCUGGUUGAUGAAGACUCUCCAGAGUGCCAGACUGCAAAGACAAAUGCAGAAGCCAUCACUGCUGAAAUUCAAGAUAUCCAUAUAUUCAAAGAAGAUCAGCUUCCACGGCAAGGUGAAAUAUGGAAAGAACUGACCUGCUUAGAGAAGGAAGAAUUUCGGCUUAAAAAAGUUGGCUCCAAAAAUAUAGAAGAUUACAAAAGUGAACUUCAGCUGCAGAAAGAAAAACUGAGGAAAAGGCAGAACUCUUAUGACAUGUCCACAGCUAUGACAUGUUUCAUCAAUGCAAUAUCAAGCCCAGGAACAGAGAGGUUUUAUUUCCUGAAAUGGAUGCGAAUGAACCUGGAUAACCUGUCUCGCAUAAAACUGUCUGAACUUCGGGAAAAAUAUAAAGAAAAAUGCAAGAACUCUGAGAACAAAGAGGAGAUCAAAGAAAUUGACAGACAAAUUUCCAACAGCUCACUGGGGACUGAACACUUCUUCCGUGAAAUGGGUCAGAUCUAUGAAGCUUCACUGUCCCUUCCAAAAAAACAUCCAGCACGUCAACAGCUGCAGCAUCUGCCCAAACUGUGUGCAGAGUUGUUGCUUGAUGGAUUUCCUCUUGAGCUUGUAGAUGGAGAUGCAUCCAACAUCCCUCUCAGAUGGGUGAGUGAUGUUCUCUCUCAGCUCAGUGACUUGGUUUCUCCAAACAGAAAGAUACGUGUAGUCACAGUUCUUGGAGUUCAGAGCACAGGAAAGUCCACUCUCCUUAACACCAUGUUUGGAGUGCAGUUUGCAGUCAGCAGUGGUCGAUGUACUCGAGGUGCCUUUAUGUUGCUCAUCAAAAUCAAUGAAGACAUGAAAAAGGUCCUAAAUUUUGACUUCAUGGUGAUCAUUGACACUGAGGGCUUAAAGUCACCAGAACUUGCACAACUAGACAACAGCUUUGAGCACGACAAUGAGCUUGCAACACUUGUUAUAGGGUUGAGUGAUGUCACCAUUGUCAAUAUUGCAAUGGAGAAUUCAGCCGAAAUGAAGGACAUCCUACAAAUAGUUGUGCAUGCUUUUCUCAGGAUGAAGGAGGUGGGCAAAAAGCCUAAAUGUGUGUUUGUUCACCAGAAUGUGUCCGAUGUUUCAGCCCAUGAGAAGAACUCACAAGACAGGAAACUGCUCCUGGAACAGUUAAAUGAGAUGACCCAGGCAGCAGCCAAAAUGGAAAAGAAAGAGGAGAACAAGAGCUUCACUGAUGUGAUGGAGUACAGUCCAGACACUGGGAACUGGUACAUUCCUGGACUCUGGAAUGGAAACCCACCAAUGGCACCAGUCAAUGCAGGCUACAGUGAGGCUGUAUAUGAGCUCAAGAAAAACAUCAUCCAACUGCUGGGAAACUGUGAGUCAUCUGCUAAUGAUAUCAUGGAGUUUAAAGAGUGGAUGACAAGUCUCUGGACUGCAGUAAAGCAUGAAAACUUUAUCUUCAGCUUCAGAAACAGCCUCGUAGCUGAUGCAUACAUGAGACUCUGCACAGAAUUCAACAAAUGGGAGUGGGAAUUCAAAAAAGAGAUGUACAUCUGGGUUACAAACACAGAAACAAGAAUUUCCAAUUUUGGUAAAGUUGCUGUAAAAUCUGAAUCGUCUGACAUGAGAGAAUUUCUCAUAUGUUUGAAAAGUGUAGCCUCCACACUGCUGUCUAGAUGGGAGACAAAACUUCUCGAAAAUCUGACACAGUAUUUUCAGCAAACAGAGGGUCAUGUUUAUCUGGUUGAAGGAUACAAAGAGGAAUUCUCAAACAGUGUAAAGAGCCUUCGGCACGAAAUGGAGAGAUCUGUUUUUAAUCAGCUCACAGCAGCAGCAGAAAUCAGAGAGGGGAUGAGAGAAAUUGAAAAAAUUAAAAAGAACCAUACACAAGAGAUUGAAAAUGCAGUUUGUGUGUUGAUAGAUGAAUGCAAAAAGAAAAAAGUCCAGAUGACAGACAAAGAGCUGGAAAAAGAGUUUGAUAAGAUGUGGAAUGAAACACUGGAGAAACUUUCUUUUUGUGAACAAAAGACCUUCAGUGUCUUCACCAGCGUAUACCACUUCCUGCGAAUCAAUCUGUCACACAGGGGGAGUCAUGCAUGUGAAUUAUUAAGUCAACAAUGUCUGGAAGAUUGUGGAAAAGAGCCUUUCAAAUAUACAGCUGAAGGAUUCUACAACAAAUUUAAACACAAACUCAGCAAGAUGUUCAACAUUCAAGAUCACACAAUGGCUGUACAGCAAUUGGCUGACAGCAUCAUCAAUUUUUGCACUCAGUUUGUAAGUGAGAAAAUGGAAAGCAGAAACAAUUACCAUGAGACCUACAUCCAGGAGAUCCUACACAUGAUUGAUGGGAGUCUACAGUACAAUCACGAUGUUAAGACAGACAUCGAGUUUGAAGUUUCUCUGAAACAGCACAUCUGUGGAUUUGCAGCCAGAGAGUUUCAGAAAAUGCACGAAGAUUUCAUCCAAGCAAAUGAUCCCUACAGAUGUCUGAUGAAAAACAAGGAAAAGUUUCGUGAGGAUUUCAAAGACAUCUUUAAUAAAAGAGACCAGUGUCAGAAGAAGGCAGAAGAAUUCACCAACAAAUGCUUGAAGCCUGCUGUGGAAGACUUUGUUAAUCGCUCCCUGGGUCCUAAUAUCAUUGAUGACAUGCUGACAUGUGAGCAGUUCAGCACACGAAUGUCCUUCCAGUAUUCAGUUUUAUUGGAUUUACUCUCAAAGAAUGAUUUAAAAAACUAUCUGAGUUAUAUUUUUUCAUAUGAGGAUUAUGUAAAAACAUGGAUUUACCACCAAAUAGUGGAGCGCUACUCAAAUGUGUCAACAGCAUUUGAAUUUGAGGACCGACAUCUCCAGUCAUGUAUCAGAAGCAUAAAUGAUGCCAUCAACAAGGCAAAAACAGGAAAGAGUCAUGACUUGAAGACAUUUGUGGAAAGCAUUCGCAAAGAUCUUGAUAAACUGGUCAUUUCCCAGGAUGCUUUUGAUGCUUUCAUGAUCCUAAACAAUGCUGAUAAGGAACAGUUUGCUGAUUGGCUCACAGUGUCUGUGAAUGACAUGGGAAACAUUCUUAGGAGUGAAUUUAAAAAGUCAAACUUUGAAAGAAAGCUAAAACAGCUCAAUAUGAAACCACACAAUGAGCUUUUUACCAGAGUGAUUGGUUGCGGCAAACAGUGUCCAUUCUGUGGCGUGCCCUGUGAGGCAGGAGGAGGAGCCCAUUAUGAGCACUUUGCUUCACUGCAUCGACCACAAGGUCUGGGUUCAUAUAGGUUUGUUAGAACACAAAAACUUGACACUGAAAUAUGUUCCUCUCUUGUGAUCAGUGAUGCAUGUUUUUGCAACAGUAUUACAAAUGGUAAAUAUCAUCCCUAUAAGUGUUACAAGGAAAUGUACCCAGACUGGAAUGUCCCUCCAGAUGCGAGUCUUGAAGCAUCCGACUACUGGAAAUAUGUGAUGGCGAAGUACAACAAAGAAUUUGCUAGUGCGUAUAAUGCCAGACCUGCUGAUAUUCCUGCUGCUUGGAAAAAUAUCACAAAACAGCAGGCAACAGAAAGCCUUAAAGUGUCCUUCUGGAUCAAGUAAGAUGGACUUUGUCUGACAGAACUGAUUUUACGUGAUUGAUAAAUAGAUAGAUAUUGUUUUUACAUUAUUGAUACUUUUUCCAGUUUAAUUAAAUUACUUUGAAUACAUAACAACAACAACAAUAAUAAUAAUCAUUGUGAAUGAUUUAUGACAUUUACUGCAUAUUUACUUUUUACCUAAUGGUUCAAAUUGUACAAGGAUCUUGAAGGUUCAAACUGGGAUUUUCAUUAUGAUGAAUUAUAAUAUGUUACAGACUGGACCUCAACUGAGUGUGGUCAUUUUGUGAGUGAGCACAACCUGUCCUUGUUAAUGACCUUGAAUAUGUAUGUUUUUCUUUUUAAAUAUAACAUAUCAAAUGUCUAAGAUAAACCAAAUAGUUUCCAAUAGUAUCCUUUCUGGCACCACUGCAUUGACAAAAGUAUUGGGGCCCACCUCUUAAUCUUUGAAUUCAAGUUUUUAUAAAAAUGAAACACUUGUGCAGUGUCUUUACAAACAUUUGGGGGAAAAAGUAUAAUUCUAAAGAGCUCACAGAAUUUAAGUGCAGUAUUUUAAUAGGAUGACACAUAUCAUAGUGAUAGCUGUAGUAGGUUUAGUAGUGGCUCCAUAGUGUAGUGGUUAACACUUUUGCUUAACAAGUGAACGGUUUCUGGUUUAAACCCAAUUAGAGACACAAAUCGCUUUUGGGUUUGCAUCACAGUCUGCUGUGCACCAGAUGUGCUGUAGUGUAUUUCUUGUGGUUCUCCACUCUGCCUUGGUAGACCACCAUGUCUAUUUUUUACAUCAACCUG